Messenger RNA from Aspergillus oryzae RIB40, 1656 nucleotides. RefSeq names its product carboxylesterase/lipase family protein. The transcript has a single exon. The coding region runs from base 1 to 1656 and encodes 551 amino acids. NCBI's taxonomy places the organism in Eukaryota, Fungi, Ascomycota, Eurotiomycetes, Eurotiales, Aspergillaceae. The record is from RefSeq and is a predicted model, not a curated record.
AUGGCUUCGCAUUUGUCAAAGAGCCUAGCCUCACUGGCCGUGACCGCUGCGUUUGCCCAAGCUCAGCUCUGGGAUCAGACCAUCCAGACGAAUUACGGUCCCGUCCAGGGCUUUAAGUAUUUCAACGAGUCUACCCUCGAGAAAUACUUCGGUGUCUCCGAGUCCAACGUGACAGCCUUUUUGGGUAUCCCGUUUGCUGCGGACACUGGGUAUCAAAACCGCUGGAAGCCACCACAGCCCCGUGAGCCCUGGAAUGAAACCCUGAAAGCGACGGACUUUGGUCCUGCCUGUCCCAGUAACUACGCAUCCAAUAUCAGCGAAGACUGCCUCAGUCUGAACCUCUGGACCAAUGCCGGCUCUGCGGACGCCAAGCUCCCUGUUAUGGUCUGGAACCAGGGCUCUGACGAGACCAGCAAUGAUGCCUGGUGGUACGGCGGUGGAAUGGCCUUGAAGGACGUCAUCCUCAUUACCUUCAACCGUCGCGACGAUGCAUUCGGUUACCUCGCUCAUCCUGAGCUCAACGCCGAAGGUCUCCAGCUGACCGGUCACAAUACAUCUGGAAACUAUGGUGUCCUCGACCAGCUCGAGGUCCUCAAAUGGGUCCAGAAAAACAUCGCCAAGUUUGGUGGUGAUCCGGACCGCGUAGUCGUCGCUGGCCAGUCUUUCGGUUCUUCCCAGGUCUAUCAUGCCGUCAAUAGCCCUUUGUUCAAGGGGUACUUCCAUGGCGGUAUCUCUGAGUCAGGUAUCAGGUAUCCAUACGAUCCUUUGCUUGCAGGCCUCGCGACCUCUUACGUCAAUAUGUCCGCUGCCAUCACGCACGGUGUCAACUAUACUACCUUCCACAAUGUCUCCAGCAUCAAGGAACUGCGCACGCUUUCCAUGGAGGAACUCCUGAUUGGCUCUCAGGACCGCGUCAACGACACAUGGAUUGAUCCAAUCACCGCACUUUCUGCUGGCUACCCUCUCAUUUUCAAGCCCGUCCUAGACGACUACGUCCUUCCCUCCACAUACCUGGAGACACUUAUCAACGGCCCCGCGAACGACGUCCCCGUCAUAACAGGCAACACCAAAGACGAGUCAGGCGCCUCAACAACCACCGACUACACCGUAGGAGAAUACGAGUCCUAUUCCACUCUCAAAUAUGGUAAUCUAUCCAGCCGUUAUUUCCAGCUAUACCCCGACCACGGCAACGCAAGCACCGUAGAUAGAGCUUGGAACGCAGCUGCCCGCGAUACCUCCCUCAUUGGCUCCUGGGCCUACGCCACCGACUGGUACAAGUCCGCCUCCUCCUCGUUCUACACCUACUACUGGACCCACGCCCCACCAGGCCAAGACCAGGGUGCCUUCCACCAGUCUGAAAUCAUGUAUGCACUGAAUGCUCUCUACGCCAAUGCCGAUAAAUACCCUUUCACUCAGCAGGACUAUGCCAUCCAGGAGAAGAUGUCUGCCUACUGGGCUAACUUUGCAAAGACGCUCGAUCCCAACGAGGGUGGAUCUUACACUGGCAGCGGCUCGCUGCCGCGCUGGAGCCCCAACAGCGCCAAUGGUACCCAGGUUGUCAUGGAGCUCGGCAAUGCUUUUGGAAACGUCCCCAUUGCCAAGAAGGUUCAGGUGGAGCUCAUUAUGGAGUGGUUCCAUCAGCAAACUCCGUACUAA